AUGGCGGAGCCGCUGAUCACCCUGGAUGAAACCCCGCAAACGCGGGUACUCAUUGCCGGCUGGCGGAGGCAGUGGUCUGACGGCGGCAACAUAUCCAGCGGCAUGCCGCGCUGGCUGAUCGACAAACUGUCGGCGCGGCGAAUUGGCCGCAUGACCGAAGAGAUCUCCAGGAUGUGCUUCCCCUUCCAGGUCGCGGGAACCCACGACCUCUACCGGCCCCGCGCCGCGUUCGAAGAUGGACUGCCGAGCCGUCCCAUGGAAUGGGACAACGGUUUCUGGGACGCGGGCGACGGCGUGGUCGUUUUCCUGGGAGUCGAACCCUGGUACCGGCUCGACCUGUACGGCGACGCAUUUUUCGAGGCCGCGGCGGCGUUGGGCAACCCGAAAAUCGCUGCCGUGGAAGGCUACAACGGGCCGGCUCCGCCGGAGUUGGAACGCCGGGUGUCGUGCGUGUAUAGCAAAGCGUCAAUGGCGGAGGAACUGCGCCAGCACGGAAUGCUGUUCUCCAGCUACGGAUCGCAGCAGCGCCAGGGCCCCACGAUUGGGAUGGCCCUGGUCAGCGUCGCCCACUACCAGCAUCCGGACGUGGAGAUGGUGCGGGUCGGCGCGAUGGCUCCGAUGUUCCCGUUCAGCGGGAGCGGAGGGGGUCAGUUGGGCAUCACCACCGACCACCGGGCCUUCUACGACAUCAUGCGCCGGCUGCGCGGACUGUAUUCGCUGGAUGUCGAUUUGUCCGAUCUCAGGCCGCGCUACGAGGAAGAGUCGACGCGCUUGUUGGAAUCGCUGGACCGGGUAGCCCAGCGCAACGAAGAGGCGCGACGGUACAUCGAGCGGGUGCGCAACGACUAUCAGUUCCAGCCCUUUGAAGAACCCGUCGAACUGAACUCGAGCAUCGAGGGAACGCUGGCCGACAUCCUGGGACAGCUCGAUCUUCCCGGCGGAGACGACGACCAGCCAGCGGGACGCUGA
Geodia barretti is the source of this 969-nucleotide messenger RNA. The record is from the annotation of a GenBank genome assembly. NCBI's taxonomy places the organism in Eukaryota, Metazoa, Porifera, Demospongiae, Tetractinellida, Geodiidae.